GAACUAGAUGGCGUUGCGUGUAGGCAACGAAGCCAGACGAUAAUUUCAAAUACUGUAUAAGUUAUUACGUGUUUCGCUUGCGUUUUUGAUUUAUUUCUAUAAAUGUAUUUAGUGUAAUUUGUAAUACGUAACUCGCUAAAUACAGUUUAGAUAAUAAAUAAUGGAGGAAUUGGUUAAUUUAGCAUCCGAAGUUCAAUUAAGUAGCGCUUAUGACGUUUCAAAUAGACAUCCGAGGUUUUCACAAUAUAAAGUUAAGAAGAAAAUGACGUCACAGAUUGAAAGAAGACAGAAGUUUUUAGAAUCUAUAAAACAACACCGAUAUGAUUACAUGAAUCAUGCAAGGAAGUUGGCUGAGAAUACAUGGUCUUCUGAAAGUGAAGAUGAUGAUGAAAUGGAUUGGAGUUCUGAAGUGAAGAAGCCAUCACAUUCUUACAAAAAUCAAUUAAUGUUGUCUGAAUGGCUUGUAGAAGUGCCAGAAGAUUUAUUAAAUAAAUGGUUGCUAGUUUUAUGUCCUGUUGGAAAACGGUCUUUAAUAAUAACUUCACAUGGAGAAACUAAAGUUUAUACAAAGAAAGGCUUUCUGCUUAAUAAAUUUUCAUCACAUCUUCCAGGUGGUAACCGUAGACAAAAAUUUAAUUCUUCAGAAUACACAAUAUUAGAUUGUAUCUAUAACAUUGAAAAUAAAACAUAUUAUAUUCUUGAUGUUAUGUGUUGGCGAGGCCAUCCUGUUUUUGAUAGUGAGACAGAAUUUAGGUUUUAUUGGUUAAAAUGUAAAACUGAUGAAGUUCCUGAAAUUCAAGUAAAAUCUAAUUUAAAUCCUUUUAGGUUCAUUCCAUUGCUUUCUUACUCCUGUUCUUAUGAUUCCAUUCACAAAGUUGUAAAUUCUCCAUUACCAUUUGAAUGCCAGCUAGAUGGUUUACUGUUUUAUCAUAAGCAAACAAUCUAUACUGGUGGUGUAACACCAUUAGUUGGGUGGCUGAAAGCAUAUAUGUUACCAGAAAUAUUGAAUAUUUCUGUACCUGAACAUUUAUGUGCAGAUAGGCCUAAAUCAUAUUCUUCAAUGAGAAAUCAUUUGUCAGUAGCUUUUGCUAAACAUGAAAAGAGAAAAGAAGAAGAAAAAUUAUUAACUGAAAUUGAGGAGGAUAUGGUCACAUAAUCUAGCAGAAAUAAAGAAAAUGAUGGCAACAAUUAAAAUUAAAUAUUCUUGUUAAAUAUUGUACAAUUUAUAAAUUAAUUUAUAACUU
Messenger RNA from Centruroides sculpturatus (bark scorpion), 1244 nucleotides. It is a transcript of the gene Snup, whose product is annotated as snurportin-1-like. The transcript has 9 exons. Bases 161 to 1156 code for a protein of 331 amino acids. Gene Ontology annotation, cellular component: cytoplasm; nucleus. Gene Ontology annotation, molecular function: protein binding. Lineage: Eukaryota; Metazoa; Arthropoda; Arachnida; Scorpiones; Buthidae. The record is from RefSeq and is a predicted model, not a curated record. Gene Ontology annotation, biological process: snRNA import into nucleus.